This is a messenger RNA of Sus scrofa (pig), 1979 nucleotides long. It is a transcript of the gene CXCR6, whose product is annotated as C-X-C motif chemokine receptor 6. Gene Ontology annotation, molecular function: C-X-C chemokine receptor activity; C-C chemokine receptor activity; coreceptor activity. Gene Ontology annotation, biological process: G protein-coupled receptor signaling pathway; cell chemotaxis; positive regulation of cytosolic calcium ion concentration. Gene Ontology annotation, cellular component: external side of plasma membrane; membrane. Lineage: Eukaryota; Metazoa; Chordata; Mammalia; Artiodactyla; Suidae. The record is from RefSeq and is marked provisional.
ACUCAACGGAAACACAGACCACAUCACAGAGAGGGAGAAGCAGACCUCACUGCUGUGAGCAACCUUAUCUCUGGAACCCACUGACAGAGCACCUCUACUGGGUCCAUCAGAACAGAUGCCAUGGCUGAGUACGACGAUGGAGACACUGCGUUCUUCAAUGCUUCCAACGACAGCAGCCAGGGGCACCAGGACUUCCGGCAGUUCAGCAAGCUCUUCCUGCCCUGCAUGUACGUGGUGGUGUUCGUCUGUGGCCUAGUGGGGAACUCCCUGGUGCUAGUCAUCUACAUCUUCUACCAGAAGCUGAAGAGCCUGACGGAUGUAUUCCUGAUGAACCUGCCCUUGGCAGACCUGGUGUUUGUGUGUACUCUGCCUUUCUGGGCCUAUGCAGGCAUCCACGAGUGGGUCUUUGGCAGCAUCAUGUGCAAAGUCCUGCUGGGCAUCUACACCCUGAACUUCUACACGUCCAUGCUCAUCCUCACCUGCAUCACCAUGGACCGCUUCAUUGCAGUGGUUAGGGCCACCAAGGCCUACAACCAGCAGGCCAAGCGGAUGGCCUGGGGUAAGGCCAUCUGCUUGUCCAUCUGGAUGGUUUGCCUGCUAGUCUCCUUGCCACAGAUCAUCUAUGGCAACGUCCUUUACCACAACAGGCUCGUCUGUGGCUAUCACAAUAACGCAACCCUCCCCAUGGUUCUGGCCACCCAGAUGACACUGGGGUUCUUCCUGCCACUGCUUGCCAUGAUUGUCUGCUACUCAGUCAUCAUCAAGACACUGCUUCAGGCCCGUGGCUUCCAGAAGCACAAGUCUCUGAAGAUCAUCUUCCUGGUCGUGGCAGUGUUCCUGCUGACCCAGACGCCCUUCAACCUUGUGAAGCUCAUCCGCAGCACAAACUGGGAGUACCACAGCAUGACCAGCUUCUACUAUGCCAUCACGGUGACAGAAGCCAUUGCCUACCUGCGCGCCUGCCUUAACCCUGUGCUCUAUGCCUUCGUUGGCCUGAAGUUUCGGAAGAACUUCUGGAAACUUGUGAAAGACAUUGGCUGCCUCUCUUACCUGGAUGUCUCAAGACAACAGAAGUCUUCUGAGGACAUGUCCAGGACGGCUUCAGCCUUUCAUAAUGCGGAGGCCACCAGCAUGUUCCAGCUAUAGCCUUUGCUGGGCUUGGAGAAGCUGCUCAGGAUUUCACAGGAGCAGGGCUGUGUCCUCUGGCCGCAACGAGGAAGGCUUUGCGUGUAGCACACACGUUCUCCUGGAGAAGUUCCUUGAUGCCACAGCUGGGGCAGGAUGCUUCUUCUUAGGCAAGCACAGAUUCUGCUCUCCUCUUCUACCCCAGGCCUAAAGCUCAAAUGGGAUUCUGAAGGCUGCAGGGGCUUUCCUUCCUCUCCCCUGAGAAUACCAAAACCAGAAAUGACGUUGUGACCAGGUUCUCCUUCACAGGGACUGGGACCAAGGGUUGAAGAUGGGGACAUGGCCAACAAAGGUCUUGACUGCAGAUGACACUCUGGGUUCCCAAGUUCAAAAGAUCCUUCUGGCAACUGGGAAGGCAGGGAGAUUACAGAGUAGUCAUGACAAGUGCUAGCCCCUGAGACUCAGACCUUCAACACCAGGCACCAAAAAGCAAUGAGCUCAGGUUCUGCAGUGCCUUGGGGGUUUGACUUUUAUACAGAUAGAUGCUUUAUGUUCUCUUUGAUUAGUCCUGGAAGAAGUAGCACCAGGGUAUGUGAAUGGACCAAGAAAAUUAGGGUCGGCUGGGAAUUCCAGUGGGCCACAGAAUGCUAGAAAAAUGUGCAAACCAGAGUUUAGGACUAUCAUGAGCCUACACAGCACUUCUGAAAUGGAAUCUUGGUGGGUUGCUUGUUUAAAAACUGAAUUAUUCAAUGUCUCACACACACAAAUCAUAUGUAAAUGUAUAUAUAAUAUGCAUGCAUAUCAAACAGCAUAUGUCUUUCCCGACUAAGAAAUAAAACUUUUAAAAAAGCUUC